Messenger RNA from Nanorana parkeri, 3264 nucleotides. Its product is annotated as KIAA1958 ortholog. The record is from RefSeq and is a predicted model, not a curated record. The coding region runs from base 64 to 3264 and encodes 1066 amino acids. The transcript is spliced from 6 exons. NCBI's taxonomy places the organism in Eukaryota, Metazoa, Chordata, Amphibia, Anura, Dicroglossidae.
GCACCCAUCCAAGGCAUUCCUAUGGAGAUCCAGCUGCAGGAAGAUACUUCUUGAUUUAUCAAAAUGGAAGACUGUCUUCAUACAUCUUCAGAAAACCUCUCCAAAUUAGUGAGUUGGGCUCAUAGCCAUGGGACAAUUUGUAGCCUUAUUCCAAACCUGAAGCACUUACUUUCUGAGGGCUCCCAUGGAACUCUUACAGCUAUGUGGGGAUGCAGUGCUGGGCAUGCAUACCACUGGCCAUUGACUACAACCUGCAGGGCUGGCCCUCAGGAGAGAGUGUGCUUCCAAGACAGUAGAAGCUUUAACUCAGACAGUCCUAGUAUCAUUGGUGUGCCCUCAGAGACUCAGACAAGUCCAUUGGAUAGGUACCCUGGGAGACCAGUAAAAUCAAAACUUGACUGCAAUAUAACAAGAGACUCCUGUGACUUUUCCUACUGUAGUGAACCUUCAGAGCUGGAUGAGCCUGUAGAAGAAUUUGAAGAUGAAACCACAUUGUUUGACAUGGUGUGUGAAUCUUCUGUAACAGAUGAGGACAGUGACUUUGAACAAGUCCAGCAGUCACCUAGUGUUUCCCGCAAGAGGUCCAGUGGUGGUGUUAACUCUUGUCUUUCUGGAUCUCAGUCGCACAUUGUGGAUGAGGACAGUAGUGAUGUGAUUGUGAAAAAAAUUAAACAGGAAAAACCGGAAGACUACUAUAUUGUUGCUAAUGCAGAACUUACUGGUGGUGCUGAUGGUCCCUCACUGGCGCUAACACAGAUGGCCAAGCCGAAGAACCAAACUGCCACCACAACCCCUUUUGUGGGACAAUCCAAGCCACUGAACAUUUUUCCCCCAUCCCUAAAUAACGAGCUUGAAGUUCAAGCUAUUGCACCUUCUCCACUGAUCCUGCAAAGGCCCACAUCUCAAAAGCCUGUGAGACCACCAUUGUCCUCCCAAAGCAAAAUACCAUCUAAUCCUCCAGCUGUCAAUCAGCAGAAGGGAAUACAAAUGCCAGUCAGUACGUCCACAGGAAAUCCUAGCCAACCUAUUAACAUACCUUUAUCAGCACUUCAGUUGCCAGGACAGGAAAAGAAAGAAGUCUCUGAAGACCUUCACCCACCUGUACUGAAACCAGCAUUGUCCUGUGACAUGGCACUCUCCCCAUCAAUGAAUGCAGAGCCUGAAGUUAGUUCCAGCCAGCAGCAGCCAAAUACCAUCCCCAAUGUCAGCUCUGAGGCAGCAGCACAGUCCAUUCCAGAUGAAGAUGAGAUCACAGCUGAGCUGAAUCGAGAACAGAAUGAGAAAACAAUUCGUAGCACACAAACAGCCCUACGCAACUUCAGGGAGUUCAUUAUUUCCAAAUACCCCAUGGAAACCAGAGAAAUCUACAUGAUGCCUGGCAAGGAAUUAGAUGACUACCUGGCUUCCUUCUUUGUGGAUGCUAGGCAGAAAGAUGGAUCUGAUUAUGAGCCAAAUAGCUUAGCCAACUAUCAAUGUGGCCUGGAAAGGUACCUGAAAGAGCAUCGGUAUAGUUAUAGCAUUACCAGAGACAAAGAGUUCAAAAGAUCUCAAGACGCUUUAAAGCAAAAGCAAAUUGAAUUGCGAUGUAAAGGAAAAGGAAACAAACCACACAAGUCCAUGAAACUCACCUUUGCUGAUGAACUUAUCCUUAGAAAGAGAGGUCUGCUUAGUCGAUAUAAUCCUGAGGGUCUACUGAAUCUUGUUUGGUUGAAUAACACCAAAGCUUUUGGACACUGCACUGGCUUUCAUGGCUCAACACUUAAAUGGGGGGACGUCAGACUUCGAGUACUGGAGACUGGACUUGAAUUUCUUGAGUGGAUGGGUCAGGAAAGCCCCGAUGCUAAGGUCAAGAGAGCAGGGACAGAAUGCAGAGUUUAUGCCACCCCACAUUCCCCACAAACCUGUCCUGUUCAGGACUACAAGGAAUAUGCACAAAGGCGGCCUCCAGCUAUGCGUUAUGAAGAUGCUCCUUUCUAUCUUUCCAUCAAGCCUGUGGUCAAUUUAGCUGCUCUUCACUGGUACAACUGCCAGGCUCUUGGCAAAAAUAAAUUAGCCAAAAUGGUGAAAACAAUGUGUGAAAAGGGUAACAUUCCUGGAAGAAAAACAAAUUUCAGCGUGUAUCAAAGUUGUAGUACCCUGUCAGAAGCCCAAAGCAAUCAGCUAGUGCUGAUCUGUAACAAUUUGAGCCAGCAAGCUGCCCAGUCUAUGGCUAGUCACUCUGGGACAGGAAACUUUAUUGUCUCAGCCUCUUAUGACUCUUCUUCAGACACUGGAUGCAUUACUGCAGCAUACUCAACCAAGCUCAACAGAUUCCCAAUCUUUCAUUUCCACGAUGACCUGAAGGAUCUGUGCAUCAGCGCAGUGAGCUCAAAUACGACCAAAGCGACCCUGUAUGCUUUAAAUGUAUGGCGGUACUGGUGUAUGACAAGAGGGCUUAAGGACUGCAUGGACUUCACCAAGGUUCCUGCAGUGAAGCUAAAUGAACUUCUAGAAGAUUUUUACGUGACCGUAAAAAAAACAGAUGGGUCGGAUUUUUUGGCCACUUCACUCCAUGCAAUACGUAGAGGAUUAGACCGGAUCUUGAAGAAUUCCGGAGCUGGGUUUUCCAUCACUAGCAGUGUCUUUAAUUCUUCAUCUCAGAAACUUAAAGAGAAGUUAAGAAUGCUUAACAAAGCGGGAAUGUCAGGCUCCCGAUCACGCAACAUUGUCUAUUUCUCGCUAGCCGAUGAAGAGGAGAUGUGGAGGACUGGGUGUCUAGGUGACGAUGGGCCUGUCUCUUUGUUGUCCUCCGUGGUAAAGUACAAUAGUCAGUUCCUAAACAUGAGGACUUUACAGGAACACGCUGACCUAAUGUACGGAGAUAUUGAAUUACUCAAGGAUGCAAAUAAUAGACCUUUCUUUGGUAGAACAGAUAGUGUGAAAAGAGACAAGCAAGCAAAUCCCAGUAAAAUGUGUUAUGGACAGAUCUACCAUGAACAUUCAAAGGGACAACAAAGAUGUCCUUACUGUCUCCUUUAUAAGUACAUGUAUACCCAUCGUCCUCCAUCUCAGAUGGAACCAAACGCACCAUUUUACCUAACUGCUCGAAAAGAGGUCAGCGUAAUGGAAAAAAUCUGGUAUGACGAACAAAGAAUGGGGCUAAGAUCUUUGCGUGGUGUUGUCCCAAAGAUGGCCAAACGUGUGAAGCUAGACAACUGUGAUAAUUAUACAUUUGUUUCAUUUACUCAAACAUUCAGAAAGUAUGGUCCAGUCAAUAACUAUUAA